Messenger RNA from Procambarus clarkii (red swamp crayfish), 1301 nucleotides. RefSeq lists its product as uncharacterized. Lineage: Eukaryota; Metazoa; Arthropoda; Malacostraca; Decapoda; Cambaridae. The record is from RefSeq and is a predicted model, not a curated record.
AAAGGUCAACUUUCGGACGUGGACUAGCACCAUGGAGGCUACUGGGAGAUCCAUAGUUGGACUUUUAGGGCCACUCAUUGUCCCUCUGAGCGUGUAGGAGAGAGUCGUUCAGCGUUCAAGAAGAGAAGAUCGCUCAACGCCUAUUUCCAGAGAGAACUUUGGAAGGCGACAUCCUGCGGAUCGCGGCCUGAAGGGGAGUCAGGAGAGACUCAAGCAAGCAGUCAGAAGCCGUUCAUAACCCAACAAGAUGCCGAGGUUGUGCAUUCUGCUGCUGCCUGUCUGCUCUUUGCUCGUUCUGGCGCCAGCAGGUGGCGAGAGUCGUCCUACGUCUGUUUGGGCGAGUGUGGGACCACAGGGACCAGGGACGCCUUCUAUCUGGGCCCCUGUAGGACACACGCCUCAACAGGAUUUCCAUAACCCAGUAUCUAUUGACGACACCUCUCCACGCACACCCUCCAACAGACCAUCAUCCAUGCAAGACAACUCCUAUCAACAAAUACCCUCCAAUCAUCCACUCAACCGAGUUCUCACCCCCGCGCAAACAUCCGCUACCGGUAAUACCCCGAGGGGGUCCCCUCGGACCUCUCAUGGCAAGAACCCCUUCAUCCAGGUCCCACCAAGGGAACCCUUCCAGUGCAUAGCGUGCAAAGACCCGUCCAAAUUCCGCCCCUUGCACUGGGACUCCAUAAUAUACAUGAUUCUUGACAGGGUCACCCAUCGCAUGCACGUGGGUAACGAGUUUGAACUGCUGAAUCACCAGUGUGCCUACCACACCCGGCCUCUCUUGAUGAACUGGAGCAUGCAUAUUUUGGCUAAGGUCUGGUGUCCUGGCUGGGUCAAUCUGUCUGGAACAGCCAUCACCGACAGAAUCCCGAAGAGCAUCGAGUUCGCAACCCGAGACUUCGUGAUGAAGGCCCUGCAAGCUGGGGUCGUCAGCCAGGAGGACGCCCGCCCCUGGUUGUCAAACUUGCCAUAAAUCAACUGUUCUCUCCUCUCCAUCCGCCAAAAACACCCCAGUGAUUUGGUGUAGCGAGAGAAGGGCGUGUGCAUAGACUUGCAGGAGGAAGUGUGCGAUGGAAUUGCUUUAGAGAGAUAUGUAAUGUAAAUCAUUAUGUUCCGUGUUCCGGCCAACCCAGCACAUCCGGACACGGAACUUAGCCAGGCGGGGGGCACUAACCCAGCCAGGUGAGGAACUAAUUCAUCCGAACGACAAAUUAACUCUGUGAAAUAGGAACUUUGCCAUAAAAUGCGUUGAUGUACAUUGUGCUGCAAUAUCUAUAAUAAAAAUGUUGAAGGACAAA